Lepisosteus oculatus (spotted gar) is the source of this 11101-nucleotide messenger RNA. RefSeq names its product epidermal growth factor receptor a (erythroblastic leukemia viral (v-erb-b) oncogene homolog, avian) (gene egfra). Gene Ontology annotation, cellular component: plasma membrane; basal plasma membrane; signaling receptor complex. The record is from RefSeq and is a predicted model, not a curated record. Gene Ontology annotation, molecular function: epidermal growth factor binding; epidermal growth factor receptor activity; ATP binding. Gene Ontology annotation, biological process: positive regulation of kinase activity; positive regulation of epithelial cell proliferation; neurogenesis. NCBI's taxonomy places the organism in Eukaryota, Metazoa, Chordata, Actinopteri, Semionotiformes, Lepisosteidae.
UCAUGUCAGUCGGCAGGAUUUACUUUACCUGUUAAUGCAUUUAUCUGCAGCGCAAUAAUCCCCCUCCCAGUGGUGACGUCAGAACCUCCGCUGGCUGAGAGACUUUAUUCGGCUCAGUUCUCGCCACAAGUAAUUCAGGAGAACGAAGGAGGAGCUGUCAAAGUUUCUGUGCUAAGGAAAGAAAAGUAACGCUGCUGACGCCUUCCCAAAAUUUCCUACUAUUUCCCUUUGACAGCUAGAGAGGGAGAAAGUAGAGGCUUUAUUCACCACACAAACUUUGUCAGUACCAGUAUGGAAUAAAAAAUAACAUAUUUGAAGGAGAAGAGAAGAAACGAAGAGCUCAAGAAAACUCGCAGCAAUGCAAUUCGAAAUUGCGAUCGUCCUGUCUUCCUUGCUCACUCUUGGCUGUUGCAGUAUACAGGACAAGAGAGUAUGUCAAGGACUAAGCAACAAGUUGACACUCCUGGGGACUUCACAGGACCACUACAACAAUAUUGUGAGGAUGUACUCUAACUGUACAGUGGUUAUGGAGAAUCUAGAGAUAACCUAUGUGGAAAAGGACUAUGACCUGUCUUUCCUCAAGAGUAUACGUGAAGUCGGGGGCUACGUGUUGAUUGCUCUCAACAAGGUCUCCAGAAUCCCCAUUGAUAACCUUCGCAUCAUCAGAGGCCACAUCCUCUAUCAAAAUAGCUAUGCUCUGGCUGUUCUGUCCAACUUCGAUAAACAAAGCUCUGUGAACAAGAACCAGAGCUCAAAUGUAGGAUUGCAAGAAUUGUCUUUGAAGAGCCUUACAGAAAUCCUUAAAGGAGGUGUGAAGUUCACUGGCAACCCAUUUCUUUGUAAUGCUGAGACCAUUCAGUGGUACGAUAUUGUGGACAAAAGCAAGAACCCAGAAAUGUUCCUGAUCUUUGCAAACAACACCUUGAACUGCAAAAAAUGUGAUCCCAACUGUUUCAAUGGAUCCUGUUGGGCACCAGGUCCCAGUAACUGUCAAACUUUGACAAAAUUGAACUGCGCAGAGCAGUGCUCGCAUAGAUGUAAAGGACCCAAACCCAGUGAUUGCUGUAAUGAACACUGUGCUGCUGGCUGCACAGGACCCAGAUCUACUGACUGUUUGGCCUGUCGGGACUUCCAGGACGAAGGAACAUGCAAGCAGGUGUGUCCUCAGCUGAUGCUUUACAACCCCAACACUCACCAGCUGGAAAUGAACCCUGAUGGCAAAUACAGCUUUGGAGCUACCUGUGUGAAGAGCUGUCCUCAUAACUAUGUGGUGACUGAUCAUGGCUCAUGUGUGAGAACAUGCACAGCCAACACCCAUGAAGUUGAUGAAAAUGGGGUCCGCAAAUGCAAGAAGUGUGAAGGACCAUGUCCCAAAGCUUGCAAUGGAUUAGGAAUGGGAAACCUUGUCAACGUUCUAUCUAUCAAUGCUUCCAACAUCGAUUCCUUCAGAAACUGCACUAAAAUCAACGGAGAUGUUUCUAUUCUGCCUGUGGCUUUUCGUGGUGACAGCUACACGAAAACCCCUGUUCUGGAUCCAUCCAAGCUGGAUGUGUUUAAGACAGUGAAAGAAAUAACUGGUUUCUUGCUGAUCCAGGCCUGGCCUGAAAACAUGACUUCUCUCAGUCCACUUGAAAACCUGGAAAUCAUUCGUGGAAGGACAAAACAGCAUGGCACAGUGAGUGUGGCAGCUGUGAACAUUGACAUCACAUCUCUGGGGCUGCGCUCCCUAAAGGAGAUCAGCGAUGGGGACGUGGUCAUCAGGGGAAAUCCCCACCUGUGUUACACCAAUGCGGAUCAGUGGAAGAGGCUCUUCAAGCUGGAAAAGCAAAACGCACGGGUUUCCGAAAACGCUGAUCCCACUGAGUGCAGUGCCCUGACACAGACAUGUGAUGAGCUGUGUACUAGCGAAGGUUGCUGGGGGCCUGGUCCUUCCAUGUGCUUUUCCUGUCAGCACUUCAUGAGGCAGCAGCAGUGUGUGAACGCCUGCAACGUGCUGGAGGGGUUGCCGAGAGAAUUUAUAAUGGACAAAAAGUGUAUUGAGUGUGACCCGGAGUGCAUGCCACAGAAUGGAACCCAGACCUGCACUGGAUCGGGUCCGGACAAGUGCGCCGAAUGUGCCCAUUUCAAAGAUGGCCCCCACUGUGUACACAAAUGCCCCUCUGGGAUCCCAGGAGAGAAUGAUACCUUCAUUUGGAAAUAUGCAGAUGAGAAGAAGGUCUGUCAGCUGUGCCAUCCCAACUGUACUCAGGGGUGUACAGGACCUGGUCUGGCUGGCUGUGAUCAUCAGACCUCUCAGUUGUCUUCGAUUGCUGCCGGGGUGGUUGGAGGCUUGUUGGUGACUGUCAUCAUUGCCCUGGCAAUAUUCAUCUUGAUGCGCAGACGUUACAUCAAGAGGAAGAGGACUCUUCGCAGGCUACUACAAGAAAGAGAGCUGGUGGAGCCUCUGACACCCAGUGGAGAAGCACCCAACCAGGCCCUGCUGCGGAUCUUGAAAGAGACUGAGUUUAAGAAGAUACAGGUCCUUGGCUCUGGGGCCUUUGGUACUGUGUACAAGGGUUUGUGGAUCCCCGAAGGAGAAGAUGUGAAGAUUCCUGUUGCCAUUAAAGUCUUGAGAGAAGCAACAUCUCCAAAAGCCAACAAAGAGAUCUUGGAUGAGGCCUAUGUGAUGGCCAGCGUUAACAAUCCUCAUGUCUGCCGGCUGCUGGGAAUCUGCCUGACCUCCACAGUGCAGCUGAUAACCCAGCUCAUGCCCUACGGCUGCCUGCUGGACUACGUAAAAGAACACAAGGACAACAUCGGCUCUCAGUACCUCCUCAACUGGUGUGUGCAGAUUGCAAAGGGUAUGAACUACCUGGAGGAGCGACACCUGGUGCACCGUGACCUGGCCGCGAGGAAUGUCUUGGUGAAGACCCCCCAGCACGUGAAGAUCACCGACUUUGGGCUGGCCAAGCUCCUCAGCGCCGACGAGAAGGAAUAUCACGCCGAUGGAGGAAAGGUGCCAAUCAAGUGGAUGGCCUUGGAGUCAAUUCUGCACAGAAUCUACACACAUCAGAGUGACGUCUGGAGUUAUGGUGUGACAGUUUGGGAGUUAAUGACCUUUGGGUCAAAGCCUUACGAUGGAAUUCCAGCCAGUGAGAUUGCAGGGAUCCUAGAGAAAGGCGAACGCCUGCCCCAGCCUCCCAUCUGUACCAUUGACGUCUACAUGAUCAUGGUGAAGUGCUGGAUGAUCGAUGCAGAUAGCAGACCCAGAUUCCGAGAGCUUAUUGCAGAGUUUUCAAAAAUGGCUCGGGAUCCCCCCCGCUAUCUUGUCAUACAGGGUGAUGAACGCAUGCAUUUGCCAAGCCCCACUGAUUCCAAGUUCUAUCGCACCUUGAUUGAUGGAGAUGAAAUGGAUGAUGUUGUGGAUGCAGAUGAGUAUCUCGUUCCCUACAACGGCUUCUUCAACAGCCCCAGCACGUCUCGGAUGCAGCUCUUACACUCUAUGAGCCUUAACAGCAGCAUGGGAUCUUGCACGAUCAGAAAUGGGGGAUAUCCGAUGAGAGAGGAUAGCUUCAUCCAGCGCUAUAUUACUGACCCUACAGAUGGAGCUUUCGAAAAGGACUUUCAGCCUGUACCAGAGUAUGUGAACCAAAAUGGGAACCCAGUGUCCGACGUCAUGAACCCCAUCUAUCAGGACAGUGUUGUUCCCAUCUCAGCAGUGACGAGGGCUCAAAAUGCAGACUCUCAGUAUCUGAAUUCCUUCAGCAACACCGCUGACUUCCACGAAUACCUCAACACCGUACAGCCGGCUUUGCCCAGGCCCUUGUUUGACAACCCACACUACUGCGACCAAAAAGUCACCCACCAAACCAGCCUGGACAAUCCUGAUUACCAGCAGGACUUCUUUCCUCCCAAGUCCAAGGUUAAUGGGCAUCUUCCCGCUGCUGAAAACACUGAGUACUUGGCCUUGUCAGCGCAGGCCGAGGUACACUAGUCGAUUCUUUCGUGGAUUGAGUGCACCUUCUUGGAUAUCGCUGUUCCCAGUUUCUCAAACCUCCUGUAAGCCUGGGCUCUGAUACAGCAAAACAGUUUCAACAAACGUAGUGGAUGGAGUUCAGAGAAGUGCCAUUCGCAGCAUCAGCUUGAUCUCCUUUCCCACCUUCUUACCUGCAAGGAUGCUUCUGUCCCCAGUGACGUGAUGGCUAUGACACUAAGCAAAGCAAUUACGAUUAUUUCCCUUCCUUCAACUUAAAGAUCGAUCACACAUCUUAAAAACAUGAUCCACCCCACCUUCCGUGAACAGAAUGAAAAAUGUUUCUACUUUUUCUCUAAGCCAUAAAUUGAAAAUUGAAAAUACACAGGGUGAAUAUGAGCAUUAACAUGUUGGUUAGCAAGUGACUAGGUGCUUGAUUUUAAUUCUUAGCUAAGAUACAAACAACAGUAUCUCUGUUUUUUUUUUGGAGAAAUAGGCUUUCAGCCUCAUAAAUGGACUGAUUGUGAUUCUGCAGAAGUGUGGCCUCCAUUAAGAGAGACCAAGCAACACAAAGGAGGAGUUUUUUUGUUUUUUCAUUCAUUAUGUUUUGACUUAAAAAGCCAUAUUAGACAUUCCCUUGGAUCAGAAGAGUGUUUUUAAAGUGUUUAUCCAUGAAAAAUACUGUAUAUUGUGUGGCGUUCAUGGAUUCCAAGAUCAUUCUUAAUGGGUAUGUUAAUUGAAUGUCUCCAACUGAUGUCCCAAAUCACAUACAGGAUCAUUUGUUUGUGCUGUUUGACCCAGAGACCAAAGCUGUCCAAAAAGUGCAAUGUUGGGUUUCCAGUUGGGUUGCUAUAAUAAUUCACUGGGAUCUGGUGUGUCCACAGGUUGUUUUGGGAAGAACUUAGGACCAGAUCUUCAUUUCCACACAGUAUUUGGUGUUUUUAUUAAUUGGUUGGAUGAAAAAGGACUAAAUCAGAGUAGUGGCUAAGUAAGGCUGAAGUCUAAUAUUUCCUGUGCUGUCAACAGAUGUAGUUCCAAUUUUAUGUGUAUUUAUUCAUCAAAAAGGUGUAAACAUUUUUGCUUUUUGUUAUUUAACCACAUCGUUUUCAAAGAGCUCUGAAAUUCUUUUGGGUACAACUAACGUUGUGAAUGAGGUCGUUUUAUCAUGUUUUAAAGAAAUACAUAUACAGUACACCAUACUUCAUAAAUUUGAUUGUGAAAACUGUUUGGGUACAGACAUUGAACAACAGAAAACUAAAGUUCUUUUAAGAUUUACAGAAAAGAUUUCUGGAAAGAGCAAGAAGAAAGCAGUAUUCUUUUAUAUGUUUUUUAAUUUUUGCGAAAGGUCAAAUAUAUUUGCCUUUCAAAACAUUUGUAUGGAAGAACUGCAAAGGUGAUUUCAUGCAAUGAGGAGAAUUUAAAAGUUAAUAGUUAAACAUUUGAGUGCCAACACUGCAGUUAAACAUUUCUGCUUUACCAUAAAUAUUUUUUUUCCAUUUUAUUCAAAAACAAUGUAGCAUAUUGUCCUUCUUAUUAUCAUUUAUUGAGUUUCUUGCUUUUGGCAGUUAGGCAGCUUAGAUAUGACAGUGAAACAGAAACAAUUCAGGACAAGAGGGGAAGUCUCUAAGGAAGGAGUAGGCAGCUGCUAAAGUCUGAAAUUGGCAGCUUACUGUAGAAUGAGAAAACGGAUCCUGUUUUCACUAAAGCAAAGAACAGAUAUGGUAGUGUCUUGUGCUUUUAGUGUCUAUGUGAGAUUUCUGCUUUAAAUGGAUUUCUUAUAAGGUGGUUGUGUUUAAAUGUAUUUGUAAAAGGAGAUGUAGUUUGUUAUAAAUAACAUAACAUUACUAGAAGUAAUCGUGAAAAAGAUGAGAUACAUAAAUAUUUGAAUGUAAAAUGGAAAUCUGAACAGUUCUGUUCACCUACAGAAGAUUUCCUGUGAAAGAAAAUUCUCACAUUCUUAUGUUUCGCAUUUCAGCUCACUACAAUUAAUGACUUGAUUACGUGAUUUAUGGAUAUCUGUUACGUUGAAAAAAAUGUAAUAUACCGACUACUACAGACUACUACAGUGUACGCUUAUGAAAUGAGCUAGAAUGUUUUGUUAGAUUUUGGACAAAGCCUCUAUGGACACUUGACAAACUCACAAUUAAAAACUGGUCUUUGAGGAGUUGGUAUUAUGAUGUUGUAUCCCAACUGUCUAGUACCUAACAAUGUGGUAAAAAUGAUCAAUCGUCUUGCAGAGUCUACGAAAAAGGUCUUCAACUGUCAUAUCCUUUUCAUUUAAGGUAUUGCCUGUCCACUUGUCACCUGGCGUGUUUUAUUUCUAAGUUGUUUUUAAUUUCAAGAUUGCAAAAGGGCUGACUUUUACAUUUCAGAGAAUAACAUAGGAAGACACAUCAGGGUUCUUCCAAAGAAAACUAGUCUCUCACAUACAGUAGAUCUGUGUUUCUGGAUAACUAAACUGACAUAACCAGUAAUAUGUUAACUGAUGAAAUAACCUUUUCUAGCUGCGCCCUGCUGGUCAAAUUCAGACUGGUUAAUGAGAGAGAAGCUCUAACUGACAUUUGGUCUUUUGACUUCUCAAGUGACCUAUUUCUACCUUGCUAAAUAAAGCUGUAUUGUCAGGCCUUGGAAAGUGAAUAGCACUCUCACAGUUUCAAUGCACUUGCAACAAGCUUUUCAGUACUUCACAUUACAUACUUUCUUUGAUCUUCUCAUUACUUUAACAUGAGGUAUUCAGAAACAUGAAGACUGGAAUCAGGACAGCUCUUGGCUGUGGACCCUGGGAAGACAUUGUCCAAAAAAUAAGUUUUAAGUCUUAAUUUUCAAUUUAAUGUUUUCCAGUGUUGGUUUGGAAACUGUAGGGAUCAUGGUUUAGAAAUUGCUGUUGUAUCUCAGCUAGUUCUGAUGCUGAGGAUUUUUUACGUUGCUGUCCCUCAGCAUUUGACACGACAGACAUAUACUAAGGCUGGAAUGCAGAAAAAAACUAUGCUGUAGCCACAAGAUACUUUUACCAUUGGGAUCUCCUGUCAUACAAACUCAGGACUACCCAAAAGAGAGAUUUAAAAAUUUCACAACAUAAACCUUGUUGUUGUCUUUGAGUUCAGGUACAGUAAAGGGUCCACUAGAGUUAUUCUGUAACUUUAAAAGUGAUAUUUUUUUAGAGAUUUGAACUCUAACUAACUUGAACUUUUUGAUUCUGUUUAUUUUUUGCUGUUUCUGUUAUGCAAUAGAUAGAAACCAAGGUAUUAAUGUACCUCCUUUUAUCAAUCGGUAGUAAAGAAAAUAUUCCUUUGUAAUAAGCCAAAGACUUUGUGGAUAGCAAUCAUUAAAUCCUUAGGAAUAGUGCCGUUGUUUUCAUGUUUGUUCUUAAAGGGAUGCACAGCUGUCCUGGCUGUCUGGAUUUCAUUUGAAAUUCUGUAUUUAUGGCAUCCUCUCACGUGUAUGUACUUAAGUGAGCUUUCAGUUCAGGUUGCCUGAUGUUUAGCUUACAGUGUAUUGAAUGUAAACUGCCAUAUGUCAGCAAAAUCUAUUCAAAGUGUUUUAUUCUAAGUAUUUGUCUUUACUAUAUAUAACACCACACCAUUUGCAAUCAGAUACAGAAGUACACAUUAAACGCAUUUAUCCCUCUAGCUUUGGAAGUCAUUAGAAAGAAUAGUCUUUUAUUUUCUAAGUAUUUUCAUAUAUAUUUUCAUUGAUACCUAAAGGAUAAUUUUUUAAGAAUUAUCCUUUAGGUAUCAAUGCGACAGCUAAUGUAUAACUGUGAAGGCUUUACAGAACUUGUUUAAUUGUGAUACAUACAGUACAACCGACAACCUAGCACAACAUUGUAAAAGGCGCAUUUUUCCUCAAGGUUUCUUUGUGUUUUAUGUCAAGGAUGUGUUUUCAGUGCUUUUUAAAAUUCAGCAUAAAUCUUUGAUACUUCAAGUCAAAUACUGAAAAAUACUAAAACAUUGCAUUACUAAACUAGUGGCUGUCAAGUUAAUUUGCCUUAGCUAUUUUCAGCCUUGCCAAACAGUUUCAUUGCAUUUCCUGAGCAGUGGCUUUUUCCAAGUUUUUUCUUCACUUUGCUGUUCGGUACCUUUUUAUCUGUGCUUAAUAGUAUUUUAGAUAAAGACUUUAAACAAAACAGACUGGACUCUAGCUUAAUAGACUUUCACUGCACCAGGUAAAGGACCAUGUGGAAUAAUUUAGAUUAGCCUUGGUAUAGACAUGUACAGUUCUAUUUUAAUUGGCUAGGAGAAGUAAUUAGUAAAAAGGUUUUGUUCCUGAGGUCAUGAAUGAGUUGACUCUGUAUUCAUACUUUAUGACUCUAGAGUAGCAUGAUAUCAAACUAUAAUUAUAGGGUAAUCUUACGUACAGAAGAAUAAUGGCACUUACUGUAACUAUUGAACUAGCACGUUUUGUUCUCUAUGAGACUUGCAAGUUCUUCAGUAGAAAAUUAGUGUUACCUUUGAAUUCACAAGUGCACCAAAUCCUCUUCUAAGAGAAAACAAUUAUGUCAUAUUUUGGUCUUAAUAGUACCCUCAAGUUUAGGCAAAGCUUUCCAAAAUCAGCUGUAACAAAUAACCCUAGAAUGCCAAGGGCUGGAAAUGGAUUAUUUUCCAAAUAAGCCCACACACUAUCUUUCCCUUACAUUUAAUUUCUAGUUUGUAAAGAAGAGAUUUGCUCACUGAGUCUUAAAAUGUUUAACUUAAUCUUUACAGCGCAUUUGUUUUGUCACAUAUUCCCUUUGUUGCUGUUUGCUUUCUGUAAUUAACUGAAAAACAAAACAGCAAUGUCAGGUCACAGAAAGUCUCCUUUGUACAAAGUUGAGAUUCAGUGCUGAAAGGUGCUUCCAUAUUUGUGAGAUGUGUCCACACAAACACAUGAUAUCCAAUACAUGUGCUAUGCACACAUGUACUGAGCAUCAAAAGACUUUUCUCACUACUGUAUGUGUCCAUGAAUGUCCUUAGAAUAAUAAAAAAUGUGAUUUUUUCUUUAUAAGAAUAUAAUGUUAUUGUGUUUAAUUUAACAUUCAUCGCCAACUAUGAUAAGUUGGAGUGAUUUUGACUGCUGCAUAGGUGAUAAAUCAGCUCAGUGAGACAAUUGCCUUGUAAAAGGAUAGGAGGUGUUUAAACCUGUUGACUGUGAAACCUAGGGGAAAUCAAGAAGGAAAAUCAUGUAAAGGAACCAACAUGCCAUCAAGAGGACACUGACACAUGAAAAGAGCAGCACCUAUAGGUGCACUUACCAGCAGUGGAGUCAAGUCCUCUUCAGUGAUGAGACAAGAUUUUGUGUAAACCACCACCACAAAUGCCAGUGAGUUUGUUGAAAACAUGCAGCAUGAUACACGGAUCAAUGGAAGGGGAGGUUCAAAUGUGAUGGUCUGUGCGGGAGUGUCUAGUCUCUACAGAACUCUGCUUAUAUGAAAUGGCGGUAACGUGACUGCAUGGCACUCGACCGACCAAAUCCUACUCAUUCCAGCAGCAUAAAGCAUGUCUUCAUGCUGCUUGUCUCACAAAAGCUUAAGAAUGUGAGCGUAGUGUGCCCUGGAUGCCUUACUUUCAAGACUUGAGCAUCUUUGAACAUUUAUGAGAUAAGUUUGGAAGAAGAGCGGUGUCUGUGGCUCAGUGUCCAGUAAACUGGUACAUGCUUGUCCAGAAUCUACAAGACAAAUGGCACAAAAUCCCACGAGACAACAAUAGCAACCUGACGCAAAGCAAGAAUAUCAGGUGUACAGCUUAUAUUACUUCCAAUGAUGGCCAAAUAUGCUGAGGUGUAUUUGUCUCCCCGCUAAUAAAAAAUUUACAUACAACAGCAUCAUGAAUUUACUUAUGUAAUGCACAUUAAAUAAAAUAUAAGAACACACAAAAACUACAGUAGUAAAACUACAGUACAGUACCAACUGGUGAAUGUGGUUUAGUUAUUUGUUUUUUAUUAGUGUUUUCUUUUUGAUGCUCAGUACAUAAAAUGCUUAAUACAAUUCUAUUUCUAAAGCCAGUCCUUCUGAUAUACUCAAUUUGUUAUCUUCAAGGUUGACCUUUUAAAUGCUCACAUGGAAAGCACAAAGCUUAUGUAACCUUAUGUCAUUUUCUAGCUCCACUUUGAAACAUUGCGCAGUUUGAUGGUUUAAUUAAGUAAUCAUGCACAAAGAAUGAUCUGUGUGGAUAUGUACAUGUUACAGUUAUACAGUAGGCUGGGAACUCACAAUCUCUUGUUCUACAAUGUAGAACUCCUUUUCUCAAAUUGUUCUAGUUCUGUACUACACUGGGUCAGAAAAUUAUGACCAGAUUUUUCUAUAGAAAAAUGGAUGCUAUAGUACAGAUUUUAUAAUUGUUCAAAAUGUAUUUGGUCACAAAUUGUAAGUUUAGGCAAAAGUGGUACAGUAUGCAGGCAGAAUUUAUGUUAAUACAGAGGAUUUGGUGUACUUAAAAUCCUGUCUUUAAUUAUAUCACACAAAUUAAAUGUUCCAUCAAGAUACAUUUCCUCUCUUUGUCCAGACUUCAUGAAGAUGAAGUGUAAACAUUAAUUUCUUACUUUAGAAUUUUAACACAAAAUAAUAAUUUCAGUUGGACUCAGGAAUAAUGCCUUUUAAUGAGCAUGUAGAGUACUUUUAGUAUGUAGAUGGUUAUAGUUUUUCAGAGAUGAAAUGCUGAAGCACUAUUUGUACAUAGUUUAUAAUGGUUUUUAAAACUGUUUAUAGAUCUUAUAUGAGAAUGUUUGUAUAUGGAGUCUGAAAUGAAAAGAGGAAACUAUAUAUUGCUGAUGUAAACACUGAUGUUUGAAAUUUUAUUGUUACCUGUCCCAUAUGUGAAGAUUAUAUGAAUGUCUAUGAGAAGAUUUUAAGAAAAUGUCACAAAAGAAACGGUACUGAUAUUGAAAGUUCCUGAGCCAUUCACAGCUGGCUCAGUACAGUUCAUGGUUUUAAAAUGUGUUUGUGAAAGUAAACCUGUAGCAAUAAGUCAGCACCUUUUCUCAACUUCCUUCUACCAGUGCAGUGUUUUUGUAUUGACAUACAAUAUGCUGCACUUAUUGUCAAUUGUGAUUUUUGUGAAUAAACACUAGUACCAUGCUUGAAAUGAAACAAGUUAUGUGUUUUUGCUACUUUGUUCAGGAAAUAUUGUAAUUCUGCAUGCUGUGUUAAAAUUAAAUAAAAUACUAUAAAAUGUU